AUGUCUUUACUGGCAAAAUAUUGUGUCGCCUAUGUUACCUCUCCGAUCAGAAUAGCUGAAAGCAUUGCAAAAGCUUUAUUGACACAGAAAUUAGUCGCUUGUGUGAACAUUGUUCCUCAAGUCAAAUCCAUGUAUUGGUGGGAGGGACAAAUUUGCUCCGAUGAAGAAGCAUUGUUGAUCAUCAAAACGAGAAAAGAUUUACAACAACAAGUGAUUGAAUGUGUAAUAAAGAAUCAUGAAUACUCGGUUCCUGAAGUGAUUUUCAUGGACAUCUCGGAAGGGAAUCAAGAUUAUUUGAAAUGGAUUGAUCAAUCCACAACCAAUGACACUCUAAGCAAUAAUUAA
Molecule: messenger RNA, 345 nt
Organism: Naegleria fowleri
Lineage: Eukaryota; Heterolobosea; Eutetramitea; Acrasida; Naegleriidae
Exons: 1
Coding region: 1-345 (114 amino acids)
Biological process (GO): response to metal ion
Molecular function (GO): copper ion binding
Source: RefSeq, a predicted model, not a curated record